AUGUCGUCAAGUUCCAACCUCCCCGACCGCUACAAGCUGAUCUUCUUCGUUCCGCCCUCUGACUUGGAGGCAUGCAAAAAAGCCAUUUUCUUGACGGGUGCCGGCACCUUCCCCGGGGGCAAAUACACCGACUGUUGUUUCCAAACACUUGGAACGGGUCAGUUUUUUCCUAAUGGUGGAGCGAAUCCAGCAAUUGGUGCGGUCGGUGUGUUGGAACAGUUGCCGGAGAUGAAGGCCGAGAUCAUGUGUAUUGGGCGUGAGACUAUGCUGAAUGCUGUGAAGGCAUUGAUUAAGGCGCAUCCUUAUGAGGAGGUUGCGUAUGAAGUUUAUAAGAUGGAAAAUGUGUAG
Penicillium taxi is the source of this 348-nucleotide messenger RNA. RefSeq lists its product as uncharacterized. Lineage: Eukaryota; Fungi; Ascomycota; Eurotiomycetes; Eurotiales; Aspergillaceae. The transcript has a single exon. Bases 1 to 348 code for a protein of 115 amino acids. The record is from RefSeq and is a predicted model, not a curated record.